CCCUGGAAAGGGGGGAGACAUUUCUCUGAGUUGGACCCAGGAAACUGAGUUGGGCUCAGAGAUGCUUCCUGUCCCGCUGAGUGACCAGACUGAGGGAAUUCCCGCGUAUAUGAAGCAGAGAGAAACGUGGCGGUUCCAAAAGAAGAAAACACUUUGCAUGAUAAAAUACUUCCCUUGCAGAUGAUUAGAACUUGAAAAUGGCAGCCCAACAAUCAGCAAUAUCUGUGGUCUUGUUUCUGUGUGGAGCUGGAUUAGGAUUUCUCUGCUGCUCUGUCCUGAUUAAUGUAAAUGGCACACUGGUAAUGCAGUUCUUGAAUUAUCAACGUGGAGCCGUAAAUGAUUCUGACAACCACCAACAGCCAUCUCUUAAUGGAAUGAUGAAAUUUAGCUUCAGUCAACAUACAGAUUUAAUUGAGGGGAGUGGAAGUGAGGAACCAAGUAGUGCAGAUGAAAACAGAAGCCUUGCUGAUGAUUUGUAUAAGAGAGUGCGAAUCCUGUGCUGGGUGAUGACUAGUCCCCAGAAUCUUGAAAAAAAGACCAAACAUGUCAAAGCCACCUGGGUUAAAAAUUGUAACUCUGUGCUUUUCAUGAGUUCUAAAGAAAACAAAGAUUUCCCUACAGUGGGACUGGAUGUUAAAGAAGGCAGAAAUGAGCUGAACUGGAAAACUGUCAAAGCUUUCAGAUAUAUUUCUGACCAUCACUUGAAUGAAGCUGAUUGGUUCUUGAAAGCAGAUGAUGACACAUACGUUAUUGUUGAAAAUCUUCGUUGGCUAUUAUCAAAGUACUCUCCAGAUCAACCCAUAUUCUUUGGAAGAAAAUUUAAGCCAUUUGUGAAGCAAGGAUUCAUGAGUGGUGGAGCUGGAUAUGUACUGAGCAAGGAAGCAGUGAAAAGAUAUGUUGAUAUCUGCAAGACUGGUAAAUGCAGUUAUUCUACAGUUCAAGAAGAUGUGGCCAUUUCAAAGUGUUUGGCGGGUCUUAAUGUAUCAGCUGGCGACUCCAGGGACACAAAUAAAAGGGAAACCUUUCAUCCUCUUCCGCCAGAGCAUCAUUUGAUCAAAAAAUAUAUACCACAAUCAUCCUGGUACAGAAAGUAUUGCUUUUAUCCCAUUACAGAGGGGCCUGGAUGCUGUUCUGAUCUGACAGUGUCAUUCCACUAUGUCGAUCCUGUGAACAUGUAUCUGUUAGAUUACUUGACUUAUCAUCUCCGACCAUACGGCUACAAGUAUAGAUAUUAUCCAGAGUCUGCAGCAAAGGAAUUGAAGGAGACAUAGAUUUCUGUGAAACUUCUGUUCAAAUUUAUGUUAGAAAUGAAUGGUCAACAAAAAUGUUUUGGAGAUUUGAGUUUUGCGCAAAUUACACUGGACAACACAGCAACAUAAGUAAUUAUACGGCAUGAUUGUAAACAAUCACAUAUGGAUAUCAGUGGGAUUUUUCUUUCUUUUACUACUGGCUUGAAAACAAGCAAUUACAUUUGUAUCAUGAUAAAUAAAAUAUGUGUAUUCAUUCAUGACUCCAUGGGAAACACUGUACAUAGUCUUGGCUGCAUUGAUGUUUAAAUGAGGAUAAGAAGGGCCUGUAUUAAAGCUUUAUUUUUGGAUUUGCUGCAUUCUUUCAGCAACAGCCUGGCAACAUUAUAUCUGGUCUCAUUGAUGCUUGUUAGAAGUAAAACUAUUUAGAGUUGUUGCUUACUAUCUUGCUGAAAGAUAUGAUUAUUGGGUACAAACAUGAUUUGACUUUCCUGUAAGCCUUUACUGUAUGGAUUCACACUCUAGACACUCUUUUCCCCACAAAAAUGAAUGGAGACCUGUAACAGUUACAGAAUGGGACCACAAGCAGACAUUGCAAUACAUAUUAGGAGAGCAACUUGUUUUAAGAACCAUAAAAAAAAUGUUGCCAUUGCACGAGUGGCCCAAGGAGAUAAAGAAAUCCAUGGUAUACAUAAAACAAUUUUGAUUUAAAGUUUAGGAUUAAUUAUGGGGGAA
Leucoraja erinaceus (little skate) is the source of this 1982-nucleotide messenger RNA. RefSeq names its product glycoprotein-N-acetylgalactosamine 3-beta-galactosyltransferase 1-like. The record is from RefSeq and is a predicted model, not a curated record. Bases 198 to 1271 code for a protein of 357 amino acids. Lineage: Eukaryota; Metazoa; Chordata; Chondrichthyes; Rajiformes; Rajidae. Gene Ontology annotation, cellular component: membrane. Gene Ontology annotation, molecular function: N-acetylgalactosaminide beta-1,3-galactosyltransferase activity. The transcript is spliced from 7 exons.